Dothidotthia symphoricarpi CBS 119687 is the source of this 1140-nucleotide messenger RNA. Its product is annotated as WD domain-containing protein. The record is from RefSeq and is a predicted model, not a curated record. Gene Ontology annotation, cellular component: transcription repressor complex; nucleus. NCBI's taxonomy places the organism in Eukaryota, Fungi, Ascomycota, Dothideomycetes, Pleosporales, Dothidotthiaceae. Gene Ontology annotation, biological process: negative regulation of transcription by RNA polymerase II. Gene Ontology annotation, molecular function: protein binding. The coding region runs from base 1 to 1140 and encodes 379 amino acids. The transcript has 3 exons.
AUGUCGCGCUCUGAUGACCCAGGCCACUACUUCCAGACAACCUCCGCCUUGAAUGAAACAGCUCGGAAGGCCACCAAGGCGAAGAACACAAAGGGCAACCCAUUCAAGCUCCCCUCCAAGAUCCUCGCCAUUACUGCAGACCCACGAGAUGACGGCCAUGUCUACAUUGCCGAAGCCGCGGGCAACGUGAAGCGGAUACAUCUUGAAACUGGUGAUGUUGCUGCCACCUUCUCCGGCCCGGCUGCACCCCUCACCUCUGUGGCCGUUUCAUCCACGUCGAACACCAUAUUCGCAGGCUGCUGGGACAAAUCCAUUUGGUCAUGGACGCCCUCUUCACGAAAGCCUGUCAAGAGGUUCCAAGGACACAGUGACUUCGUCAAGGCUGUCAUAGCGUUCAAGUUGCAGAGCAAAGAGAUCCUGGUAUCAGCUUCUGCAGAUGCGAGUAUCAUCGUCUGGGACGUGGCUACAGGAGAGAAGCUGCACAUUCUGAAGGGACACACACGAGGCAUACUGGCACUUGCGCUCGAUCUGGUCGACUACGACGUCAACAAGGACUCUGUGACGGUCUUCAGUGCGGGAAGCGAUCGGGAAAUCAGACGCUGGAAUGUUACCUUGUCUACAGCCUCCGAGGUUCAGCCCUCGCCGAUUAUCGCACACGAGACAAGCAUUGAUGCUAUACACUUUGACUCAGACGGCGAUCUCUGGUCUGCCUCUGCAGACAAGUCGGCGAAGUGCCUAUCGAGAGGUCGAGAAUGGGAGGAAGACUCCACGUUCGAACACCCCGACUUCGUGCGCGACGUCGUCGUUGACGAAGAAGGCGGUUGGGUAAUUACGGCAUGCAGGGACGAAGAGAUUCGCGUCUGGGAAAAGGGCAGCGGGAAACUGCAUCAUACCUUUACCGGACACUAUGAAGAGGUCACUGGACUUCUCCUCUUGUCAGGUCAGAGGCUGGUUAGUAUCAGUAUUGACGCAACUGUCAGACAGUGGAGCUUGAAGUUGCAAGAGCUAGCGAAAGCAGUCAAGGAAGCCGAGGACGAGAGGCUUGGUGCAACAAAGGAGGAUGACCCAGAGAAGAAGAAGGGUAUGAUGACUGCUGAAGAGGAGGCUGAGCUGGCCGAGCUCUUAGAGGAUAGUGAGUAG